GUGCAUUGUUACCUGGUGAUGCGCGCUUCGAUGUCGAAAAGACUCUAGUCUACAGGCCGCCGAUACGCAGCAGCGAGGAGGAGGAGGAGGAGGAUAUCGAGACUGGAGCAGCCCGCCGCCGCAUGAAGGAGGCCUUCCUUCCUGUCGCGCGUCCCUCCGCAAGUAUCCAGCAGCAACAGCUUCUUCCUUCGCACGCCCUACUGCGGGUCGAGAGCAGCAGACAAUUCCUCGCUACUAAACACAGAGCUACUCGCGCGAAAAGUAGCAGGGGAUCGCCGCCGACGACGAUAGUCCUCUCCACACGCGCACGCAGUCUGCAAGAUGGCCGACGCUCUCUCUCUCUCUCCCUCGCUUGCUGCUGCUCGCUGAGCUACUCGCGGUUUGAGUAAAAUGUUCCUAGACCGGCAAAGGAGAAACGCAGUUACAUUCGUGGCUGCACUGAUACCACCAGACAGCGACACACGUGAGAGCUGAGCUCGCAAGCCAACCAGCUGUUUACAUGACUCCGGUAUUUAUUUAAAAAGCUGGACGAUCGAUAGAAAGAUCAUGGAGAAACGCGUGGAGCCGCUAAUAAACAACAGCCCCGACUCCCAGCUGAUGGGAGUCAUCGCUGCGAUUUUUGCAGUGAUACUCACGAUAGUCCUCUUCGCUCUAUGGAGACGCAGAACAUCUGUCGGGCACAAUGUACUUCUUACGGGUCUUUGCGAUGCUGGAAAAACGCUCAUCUAUGCCCGACUGAUGCAUACCAAGUAUGUGCAGACUCAUACUUCUGUAAAAGAAAAUAUUGGAGAUGCUCUUGAAUAUAAUAGCUCUGUCAAGAUUGUUGACAUUCCUGGACACGAGAGAUUAAGAUACAAGUACUUUGACAAAUACAAGAAUUCAGCAAAGGGUCUUGUAUUUAUUAUUGACUCUUCAACUAUUCAGAAAGAUAUAAGAGAUGCUGCAGAAUACUUGUAUACUUUGCUGUCAGAUCCAUCUUUGAGUAGAAAUAUUCCUGUACUAAUUCUUUGCAACAAGCAAGAUCAUACUUUAGCUAAAGGCAGUAACGUGAUAAAAACACUGCUUGAAAAAGAAAUGAACCUUUUAAGAGUGACUAAAACUAGUCAGUUGGAGGCUACGGAUGCUUCUUCAUCUAAUAUAUACUUAGGAAAGACUGGAAAAGACUUUGAGUUUUCACAUCUUGACAAAAAAGUUGACUUUGCAGAAUCCAGUGCAUUUAUCAAAGAUGCUGAGACACCAGCUGACAUUGAACAAUUAACUUCUUGGCUGACUAAACUGGCUUAACCACUAGUGUGAUCAUUGUAAUUUAUUUCAGAGAGAAUGUUUUUUACUCAUUUUGUUACAAAUUAAUCGAAUCAAUAAAAUAAAAGCAUAAAGUCAUUUAAUGUAAAUGAAAAUAACUACUUUUUUGAAUAAAAACUUGAAAAUGUAA
This is a messenger RNA of Nasonia vitripennis (jewel wasp), 1432 nucleotides long. RefSeq names its product signal recognition particle receptor subunit beta (gene SrpRbeta). Lineage: Eukaryota; Metazoa; Arthropoda; Insecta; Hymenoptera; Pteromalidae. The record is from RefSeq and is a predicted model, not a curated record. Bases 547 to 1284 code for a protein of 245 amino acids. The transcript has 5 exons.